Messenger RNA from Dermatophagoides pteronyssinus (European house dust mite), 3590 nucleotides. RefSeq lists its product as uncharacterized. The record is from RefSeq and is a predicted model, not a curated record. Gene Ontology annotation, molecular function: signaling receptor activity; ligand-gated monoatomic ion channel activity. NCBI's taxonomy places the organism in Eukaryota, Metazoa, Arthropoda, Arachnida, Sarcoptiformes, Pyroglyphidae. Gene Ontology annotation, cellular component: membrane. Gene Ontology annotation, biological process: monoatomic ion transport.
AAAAUAUUUUCCAAAAUUUAGUUACAAAUGAUAAUCAUCAUCAUCAUCAUCACGAUGAUAAUGGUGAUGUUGAUCAAGAUGAUGAUGAUCAUUUGAAAAUGUCUUCCAACCUACCACUACCACAAUUAUUACGAUCAUCAUCAUCAUCAUCAUCCGGUUUAUCAAAAGGAAAUAUCCUAUCAGAUACUAUUGAUGAUGACGAUAUUGAUAUUGAAAAUAUUGAUGACAUUGAUGACAAUAUUGAUGAUGAUAAUAAUAAUCAGCAACAACCAAAACUAGAUUCUUCAAUAAAAAGAUUGCAGCAACAACAGCAACAACAAAAACAACAACGACGAAAUCUAAAUAAAAACGAUUAUAAUGAUGAUGCGUAUGAUGAUGAUGAUUAUUAUUAUGAUGAUAAUAUUGAUGGUGUUGCUGAUAAAUAUAACGAUAAACAGCAGCAAAAUAAAUAUUUUGAUGAUUUAACAGAUGAUGUUUAUGGUGAUGCCAUUGAUGAUAAUGUUGAUGAUGAUGAUAAUAAUGUAUUUAUGCUCGAUAUGUAUCGAUCAAUAGUGCCUCAUUUUGAUAUUUUAAAUUUGGUUCCAAUCGAUACAAUCGAUAAUGGUGAAAUCUCUACAAACAUAAAUGGUCGUCCGACAAUCAAUCACCCGACAUUAUCAUCAACAACAACGAAAAAUCGAUGGAAUAUAGUUGGUAAUAUUACGUUUGAUCGUGCAAAUAUCAAUACUAUUAUCUAUAUUGGUUCGGAACAAACAAAAUUACCAAAUUAUAUUGUUUAUGCUGAAAAUAUGAAUCAACAACAAAGACAACAAAAACAACAACAACAACAACAACAAAAUAUUAUCGUCGAUAAUCAUGAUGAUAAUGUACAUAGUGUUGGUGGUGGUAAUGGUGGUAAAGGUGGUGGUGGUGGUGGUGGAAAACCACGUUUUCGUGUUGUUACAAAUAUUGCACCACCAUUUGUUAUUGAAUCAACAAAAUUAGAUAAUAAUACAUGUCUUAUUGGUGAUUUUUGCCUUAAAGUUUCAACAAAUGUUCGUGAUGAUUUAAUAUCAAUAUUUACUGAUUUUCGUUCACAACGACGACAAUUUGAAGGACAACAAUAUUAUGUUAAUUGUUGUGCCGGUAUUGCAAUCGAUCUACUAAAUGCAGUUGCAAGAGAUUUACAUUUUGAUUAUGAUCUUUAUUUGGUUGCUGAUGGUUUGUUUGGUAUUCGAAAAGAUGGUAAAUGGGAUGGUGUUACUGCUGAUCUAGUUAAUGAUGUUGCACAUUUAAGUUUUACUGCAUUCAGUACAACUAGUUCACGUGUACAGGCAAUCGAUUAUUCUGUACCAUUUUUUUAUUCCGGUGUAUCAUGUUUAUCAUCAGUUAGUUCAUAUUCGGAUGUACGUUUAUUAGCAUUCCUAAUACCAUUCAGUUAUGAAUUAUGGGCUGCAAUAUUUGCAUCAUUAGUUGCAACAGCAAUUGCUGCUGCAAUUUAUGAAUGGUUUUCACCAUUCGGCCUUAAUCCAUGGGGUCGACAACGUACGAAAAAUUUCUCAUUAGCAUCAGCAUUAUGGGUUAUGUGUUCAUUAUUAUUUAGUCAUCUUGUUGCAUUUAAAGCACCUAAAUCAUGGCCAAAUAAAGUUUUAAUCAAUGUUUGGGGUGCAUUCAGUGUUAUAUUUUUAGCUACCUAUACUGCUAAUAUUGCUGCACAUUUUGCCGGUUUCCUUUUGCCAGAAGUUAAUGAUUUUCAUGAUAGUAGUUUAAUGCAACAACGUACUGGUACAGCAAGAUCAUCAGCAUCUGAAGGUUAUUUAAUGGAAAAAUAUACUGAUUUAUGGCAUCAUAUACAACGUUAUAAAGUUGAUAGUUUUGAUGCUGGUUUGGAAAGUUUACGAAAUAAUAAACUAGAUGUAUUGAUUGGUGAUACAGCCAUUCUAGAUUAUUAUCGUGCAAAUGAUCCCGGAUGUAAUCUACGUUUAUUAGGUGAUUCUAUAUUUGAUGAUGCAUAUGCUAUUGGUAUGCAAAAAGGUUUUCCAUUUCGUGAAUCCAUUUCAAAUUUAAUUCUUAAAUAUAAUGAAUAUGGAUUUUUGGAUCAAUUGCAUCGUAAAUGGUAUGGUCGUGUACAUUGUUUAGAAUCAACAUCGUUAUCCAAACCAGAACCAUUAACCGUACGUGGUGUUGCUGGUGUUUUUCUUAUGCUUUUUAUCGGUAUUUUGGUUGGAAUCCUAAUAUUAUUGGCCGAACAUUUUACAUUUAAAUAUCUAUUGCCCGGGUUUCGUAAAAAACCUAAAGAUUGUUUUUGGAAAAGUCCAAAUUUAAUGUUUUUUUCACAGAAACUAUAUCGUUUUAUUAAUACAGUUGAAUUAGUAUCACCACAUCAUUCGGCAAAAGAAAUUAUUACAAAUCUACGUGAAGGACAAAUUGCUAGUUUAUUUCAAAAAAGUGUUAAAAGGAAAGCAAAAGAAGAAGCCCGAAGACGAAAAAGUAAAUCACAAUUUUUCGAAAUGAUACAAGAAGUUCGUAAAGUCGUCCACCUACAACAAACCGAACGUAGUAUGCAAAAAGAUGAUGCUGAUGUUGAUAUUGAUGAUGAUGAUGAUGAUGCGGAUGGUGAUGAUGAUUUAUUAUCCGAUCUAAUGAUCGAUGAAGAAGCAGCAUUAAAUACAAAUGUUAAUAUGCGUGUAACACGACCAUCAUUUUCAUUAUCAUUAUUAUCAACUACAACGGAUAAUUCAAUCGAUAUGGAUCAAAAUCGUAUUUCAUCAAUUCGUUUUCGAGAGCCGAAUGACCAUCAAUUUGACCAGCAAACCUCAAAUAUUGUUGGUGAACGUAAAAGUAAUUUGAAAAGUUCAUUAGAAUUGGAACAUCCAUUGUUUCGUUGUCGUCGUCGCCAUCAACAACAUCGACGUCAUCGUCGUCGAUCAAAUCAAAGUAAUCAAUCGUUAAAAGAUGAUGAAAAACCAAUUGACGCAGCAACCAGAUUACGAAGACAAAAAUUGCUACAAAGCAAACAAACAAGUCAAUCAUUUAGUUUGGAAAAUAUUUAUUUUGAAGGACUGUUAUCCGAAGGUAUUUGUGAUCCGGAACAAAAACGACAAUAUUCCCGUAAACGACGGAUAUUAUCAUUUGAAGAUUUACCUGCUAUAAAAAAAGAAUUAAGUGAAUCAUCACAAGAAGGUGAAUUCAGUGGUAGCGGUGGUUAUUCAAUGAUUGAAUCCGAACAAUAUCGUCAUUACACGACCAAAUCAACAUCGAAAAAACCAACAAGGAAAACAAAAUUGAAAAAUUUGCCAUCAACAUCCACAUCAGCAGCAGCAAUGAUCGAUCAUUCAUCAAUCGAACGAUUAUCGAAAAAUGAAAUUAUUAACCUAUGGAAUUCAUCGGAAAAACAACUGUUAAAUCGUUUAACAGUAACGAUUCAGAAAAAUCAUAUUUUAGAAGAAAAAUUACAAUUAUUACAACAAAUGUUAAAAAAACCACCUUGAUUUUUUAUUCAUAAUGAAAUAAUAUUUGAAUCAAACAAACAAACAAUCGAUUGUAUCGAUGAUCAAAAAAAAUUUUUUCACACACGCCCAUCACUUACACACCUUCCUUUCUAAAUUCAU